AUGCGGGGGGCUUCACACACGGUCCUCGCCCUUCUGGUGGCGAUACUUGCCAUCAGCAACCUACCAUAUGGCAUAUGUGCACGGGCACAGCCCGAGUCCGUGGUGCUGCAGGCGCUGCGCGGGAAUGUCAAGGACGGCGCCAAGGCUCUGCCCGUCGUGCUGUGGCACGGCAUGGGCGACAGCUGCUGCGCCGCGGGCGGCAUGGGCGCAGUCAAGCAGCUGAUCGAGGACGAGCUGGGUGUGUUUGUGCACUCCAUUGCCACCGGUGAGGGCGAAUAUCAUGACAUCUGGAGCUCUUUCAUGGGCAACGUCAACGCCCAGGUCGAGAUCGUGUGCGGCCAGCUGAGCAAGAUGCCCGAGCUCAAGCACGGCUUCAACGCCAUCGGCUUCAGCCAGGGCGGCCAGUUCCUGAGGGCCGUCGUGGAGCGCUGCGCCCACACGCUGCCGCCGAUCCGCACGCUCGUCACAGUGGGCGGGCAGCACCAGGGCGUGAUGAAUACGCCCGGCUGCACCCAGGACGCCGACGGCUGGUCGGCCAAGGCCUGCGCGAUCAUGCAGACGCUGCUGGCGCGCGGCGCGUACGCCCCCUGGGUCCGGGAGAACGUCGUGCAGGCGCAAUACUUCAAGGACCCCAGUGCGCUGCUGUCAUAUGUGGCCAACAACAUAUUCCUGGCCGACAUCAACAACGAGCGCGCCGAGAAGAACCCGCAGUACGCGGACAAUCUGGCGUCACUGGACAGGCUGGUGCUGUACCGCUUUGACGACGACACCACUGUCGUGCCCCGUGAUAGUGCUUGGUUCAGCUUCUUUGAUGGCAAGGACACGGUCGCCAUUCAGGACCAGCCCAUCUACAAAGAGGACUGGAUUGGCCUCAAGCGGCUGGAUGAGAAGGGCGGGCUCAUCAUGGAGUCCGCCCCCGGCGAGCACAUGCAGUUCACCCUGUCCUGGUUCCGCCGCGAGAUCGUCCAGAGGUGGCUGUCGGCACCCGGUGACGACCAGGAGUGA
This is a messenger RNA of Monoraphidium neglectum, 1005 nucleotides long. Its product is annotated as palmitoyl-protein thioesterase. The transcript has 10 exons. The record is from RefSeq and is a predicted model, not a curated record. Lineage: Eukaryota; Viridiplantae; Chlorophyta; Chlorophyceae; Sphaeropleales; Selenastraceae. Gene Ontology annotation, cellular component: intracellular membrane-bounded organelle. The coding region runs from base 1 to 1005 and encodes 334 amino acids. Gene Ontology annotation, molecular function: palmitoyl hydrolase activity; thiolester hydrolase activity.